AUGAGAGAUUACAUUUUUCUCGGAAUAAUUCCAGCAUACAAGGCACGCCACCGUAAUGUCCAAGGCUUCAAAUCCAACGGGCACAAAAUCCAGUUUAGAAAUUGCGAUGCCAAUCCGAACAGCUAUUUUGCAUUCUUUCCAAACCACAAUAUGCAAACUCAAAGUAACUACUGGGCCAAAUGUGGUUUUGAAACUCGCUAUGUGGCUGUAGAUUGGCGCUCCAAGGCAGUUCCCAUCACCAAUCCUGUUCGCACCAUGCCGAACGAGUUCUUUUUCUUGACAGAGCUGCAUUUUGGUGGUUGUGGUACCCACACCUCCAGUAACCGUUGGUUCAAGUUUGGCUUUCAAGCCACCGCCAUUGGAAUUCGCUAA
This is a messenger RNA of Porites evermanni, 372 nucleotides long. NCBI's taxonomy places the organism in Eukaryota, Metazoa, Cnidaria, Anthozoa, Scleractinia, Poritidae. The record is from the annotation of a GenBank genome assembly.